UAAUUUUCCAACCCAGCCCACGCAAUGUUGCGCGCGCAUUGAAUCUAGCCAUACCUUGUGUCGUUUGAUUUAUUUGUUUGCCUUAGUGGUUAAGGUAACAGUACUUAAAAAUCGGACAUUUAUAUCUAAAUGCAUAAAUGUUGUUCGCUGCGCCUAAAACGGAGACCUCAAAGGAGGACGAAUGGACUUCAAUUUCCUCUAAAUUACCAACAAAUCAUUGGGUGGAUAGUUUGCGUCGUCUCCGUUUUAGUUAACUUCUUGUUACUUACUCGGAUACAAUUUGAUGAUUUAAAGUUUGCGUCACUAAUUAUUUAUAGUUUUGUAUACGCAGUUUACGUGAUUACCCAUUUUGCCGCUUCUUUAGUAGAUCCAGGAGAAGACGAUUUACGAAAACGAGACAUAAAUAUACUCCCAGAGUUUGAUCGUACAAUUCAUGCCCAUGUUAUUGAAAAUGGAAGAUGUCAUCUCUGUAAUAUUAAUACUACAGACAGGAAAACAAAACAUUGCGGGAUAUGCAAUAAAUGCAUAUUUAAAUUUGAUCAUCAUUGUAAAUGGUUAAACAACUGUGUUGGUCGAAGAAAUUAUACCGUAUUUAUUUUAUGUGUCGUUUCGGCUCUAUUAAUUACUCUGUUUACUGUGAUACUGUGUUUAAUAGAUAUAUAUAUAUAUUUUGUAAGUCCUCAGGAAUUAAGUUCUGCAGCUCAAACUUUUAUUAACUGUACACAAUUAGAGGAUUUCAAUGAUGUGACUAAAAAAUAUUGUAAGAGUUCUAUAUAUUUUUUAAUAUUUCUUGUCACGUUUUGUACAAUUGCCUUAGCGAUAGCUUGUGCCUUGUUGCAUUUAUUAUGUUUUCACAUUUAUAUUUCAAUUUUAGGCGUCUCGACAUACGAAUAUAUAAUGAGAAACUCUCACACUAAAUCGAUUUGUUGUAAGUCUUGUAGAACCAAUAUAAGACGACUUUAUAUAAUAAAUCAGGACAAGAUAAAAUCGAAUGCAAUUGUUAGUUCUGAAACUGGGGUAAAUGGAGAAAAUAUUACGCAGGAACAUGAUAAUGAAAUAAGUGUGAAAAAUUUUAUAAAUACUUUGGUUACCGAUGAAUUAAAUAGAGCUAGAAUUUUUUUUUUAUAUGAAAAGAGUAAAAUUCAUCCUAGUAACGAAGGCAGAAGCUAACAGUAGAGUAUUCAAAUAAAUUAAUAAUAUUGAUCAACGUACAACAAUGUGAAAAAGAUAUUUUCAGUGUUGGUGGCCAACAUACUUAAUUUAAGGGUUUUAUAUCGAGUUAAUUUUGGAAGUAAGGUUUUGGU
Vanessa tameamea is the source of this 1304-nucleotide messenger RNA. Its product is annotated as palmitoyltransferase ZDHHC11. Gene Ontology annotation, molecular function: protein-cysteine S-palmitoyltransferase activity. Gene Ontology annotation, biological process: peptidyl-L-cysteine S-palmitoylation; protein targeting to membrane. Gene Ontology annotation, cellular component: Golgi apparatus; endoplasmic reticulum. The transcript has a single exon. The coding region runs from base 130 to 1170 and encodes 346 amino acids. The record is from RefSeq and is a predicted model, not a curated record. Lineage: Eukaryota; Metazoa; Arthropoda; Insecta; Lepidoptera; Nymphalidae.